GAAACAAAGAGGAGGUCAUGCUUUAACAUGAAUGGCAGCAGCCUCCUUUAGAGACAACCUCAGGACUUCCUAACUGAAAAGCCAAGUCUCUAAUUUAAGUAGGAGACAGUAAUUACUCUUCCAGCCAGGAAGAAUGUUAAGUCCCUGCCUAUUUGUAGCCCUGUCUAAAAACAAUCGGCUCAUCUUCCAAACUUGACCAAACUACAAAUGAUGUCGAGGAUGUAAGGAGGGUGGCUUUCACCACGGCUUUGCCAUAGGAUGUGUACAUGGCUCUCCAGGUCAGAGUGGCACCCAGCAAGGUCAUUUGGAGGAACCUUCUCAUAUGUGUCAUCCUUUUCUACACUGUGUACUACGUGGUUCUGGGCGUGUGCUGUGUGAUGCUCAAGGUGUAUGAGUUGGAUGUCCUGGCACCAUUUGAUUUCAAAACAAAUCCUUCAUGGCUCAACACAAAUUAUAAAGUUCUUUUAGUCUCAACAGAGGUCACCUACUUUGUUUGCGGAUUACUUUUCGUUCUGGUAGUGGAAGAGUGGGUUUGGGAUUAUGGUAUUUCAGUAACUAUCCUUCAUGUUGCUAUCACUUCAACUGUUAUGUUGGAAUUCCCCUUGACAUCACAUUGGUGGGCUGCUUUAGGAUUCGGCUUAAUUUCAAUGAUAUGUGGAGGCCAGACUUUAGCAUACUGUUUGUUCAAAGAUAAUUUUAUCUAUCCAGAUCUGGAUGAUUUCUAACAGAACAGCCAAUUCUAUGUUAUUACAUACAUGGUAUCCAAGCUAGAUUGUAUUUUUUCUUCAUACCUAUAUUCAAGGUUGAAUUUAUUCUGGAUGCUUUUUAACUGUAAAAAGAUUAGAUGGUUUUUAACUUUAAAAAGAAACAAGAGAAAUUAAUGGAGAGCAAAAGAAUCCUAGUAAAGAAUUCAUGAGCAACAUAUGCAAAGUCAUAAAUACAGUGUUUCCCAAAGUAUAUUCCAUAGAACCCUAGUUCCAAACAAUGUUACUAAUGCCUUGUAAAGAAAAGUUGCAUGUUUAAGUAUGUUAGUAAAACAGACUUAUUUAUUUUGGACUUCUUAGAAUCUUUAACAUGCUAUUGUGAACACAGCAUCACUAAGUAGGAGUUGAUAACCUCUUGUGCUGUUUCUCAAACAUAUUUGACCAGAGACACAGUCUAGAAAAUGCUAAUAUGUCAUGUGGAAACUGUAACAUAGAAAAAGGCAGAUUUGAAAUUACUGCAAAUCCCUGUAACCGGAAUUAGAUUUUUACUAUUGUCCCACAGUAUCUGUUAGAGCACUUCUUAUGAGAGUAUUGUCUUUUAAAAAUGUUAGUGCCUACAUCUUUCUUUAGAUUAUGGUGUUUUAACAUAAUACUUCUCAAAAUUUAAUGUGUAUUUGAAUCACCUGGAGAUCUGUUACAGUGUGGAUUUGGUUUAGAAGGGCUGGAGUGGAGCAUGAAGUUCUAUAUUCCUAACAAUUACUGGGAAAUGCCUGUUCUGCCAGUCCGCGGACCACACUCUAAGAAGUAAUGUCUCAGCGGUUUGAACAAUGUAUUUUUUAAGGUUGCCUACCUCUGUACUGUCAUCCUAUGGUUUUUAUAUCAUGGUUAUUCAA
Cervus elaphus (red deer) is the source of this 1597-nucleotide messenger RNA. RefSeq names its product transmembrane protein 244 (gene TMEM244). The transcript has 7 exons. The record is from RefSeq and is a predicted model, not a curated record. The coding region runs from base 267 to 725 and encodes 152 amino acids. NCBI's taxonomy places the organism in Eukaryota, Metazoa, Chordata, Mammalia, Artiodactyla, Cervidae.